UCGGCCACGUAAGAUUGACAAUGACAAUUCAUAGUUAUUCUUAAGAAAUUUAUUCUAAUAAAAUGUGCAAACAUCAUAGUUAAUAGUGAAAUUGUGUUAAUAAAAAGGUGAUGUAGAUAUGUCCCAACAGAACAUGGCUGAACAUAAUAUACCGAACGGCGCUCCGCCGCAAAUGCGACCGCAGUACCAGUUCAACGGAGUUCAUUCGUCGAAUUCGUCGUCGAGGGGCUCGUCACCGGCGCCCCGUCUCGGCACGAUACCAUCGUCGCAGUUGCCGCCCGCCAGGCCGAACAUACCCGCCUCUCAAUUGCCGCCGUCCCGAUCGCCCCUCACGUUGGCCACGCAAAAAAUGGGACAGCUGAGCGUGGGCACGCCGAAUGUGAGUCCCAAGUUCAGUACGUCGACGCCUAACGCGCCACCGCCCCAAAAACCGGCGUCGUUCGUGCAAACUGGUGCGUUCUCUCCCAUCACUACCAACGCAGUGCCAAAAUUGCCCAGGAGCGACGUCCUGGAUAACGUACCGUUGAGUGGCGGUCCAUCAAACCAGCAAGUUCCCGUUUCUGCAGCUCCUUUCCCUCAGUUUAGUGGUCAAAGUCAGUAUGGUUAUCCUCAAGCUCAAUCGAACGUGGCGCCGGCACAGAACAUGUACCAGCAACAAUACCCUCAACAAAAUGUGCCUGGGCAGUUUCCCAAUGGGGCUUAUCCACAAUUUCCAAACAAAUUUCCUAGUAUAACUAUGCAACAGCCCCCACAACAGUUACAAAGUAAUGCGCCGCACGGUCCAAUUAACGGUGCUAAUCAGACCCAAUUGCCAAACAACAAUCCCGUACCAAACAGACAGUUUCCACCUCCAAACACCACUCAAUCAGUUCAGCCACAAAAUUAUCCUCCUUUAAACCAAACUAGGAACACGUUACACAACAACAGGUAUCCCGCCGCCAACAUGCAACAACAACCUCCCAUGCAACAACCACAACCAAACCAACCCAAUUCAUAUCAGUAUCAGCAACAGAAUCAACAAUUUUCCCAACCACCUUUCUCGGUGAACCCUGUGCAACAGCAACAACAACAACCCCAACAAUUCCAACAACAACCACAACAAUUCCAACAACCCUACAAUAGCGUAGUGCAAUCCGGAUUCAGCAAAUUCUGGGGCACCGAAAACUACGAUCUGCUGCAACAAACCAACAUCUUACCACCCACCAAACUGGAGCCGCCCAAAGUGCAUCUGGGCAGGGAGUCGAUGGACGCGGCCAACUGCAGUCCGGACGUGUUCAGGUGCACCAUGACCAAAAUACCGGAGAACAACUCCUUGUUACAAAAGUCCCGACUGCCGCUUGGCGUGCUGAUACAUCCGUUCAAAGAUUUGAACCAUCUGCCUGUCAUACAAUGCAACGUGAUCGUCAGAUGCAGGACGUGCAGGACGUACAUCAAUCCGUUCGUCUAUUUCGUCGACAACAAACGGUGGAAAUGUAACUUGUGCUACCGCAUCAACGAGCUACCCGAGGAGUUCCAGUACGAUCCGGUUAGUAAAACUUACGGCGACCCGUCGCGGCGGCCCGAAAUAAAGGCGAGCACGAUCGAAUACAUAGCACCGGCUGAAUAUAUGUUACGACCACCUCAGCCAGCCGUCUAUUUAUUCCUGUUGGAUGUUUCGAGACUUGCCGUUGAGAGCGGGUACUUGAUAUCCGUCUGUAACAUUUUAUUGGAAGAGCUUAAGAAUCUGCCCGGAGAUGCCCGUACUCAAAUUGGUUUCAUAGCGUACGAUUCGGCACUGCAUUUCUUCUCUCUGGCAGAAGGACUGAGUCAACCGCACGAGAUGACCGUCUUGGACAUAGACGACGUGUUCCUCCCGUGUCCGGAUAAUUUGUUGGUUAACCUGAAGGAUUGUACGGAAUUGGUGACGGAUUUAUUGGGCCAAUUGCCGACACGUUACAACAAUACGUACGACACUAACUCGUGCCUGGGCGCUGCCCUACAAGCCGCCUACAAGAUGAUGAGUCCGACCGGCGGCAGAAUCACUGUGUUCCAGGCUGCGUUGCCCAACGUUGGCCCAGGUGCCUUGACAGCCAGAGAAGAUCCGAGUCACAGGACUACCGUGGAGGUAGCCCAUUUGAAUCCUGCCAAUGAUUUUUACAAGCGCCUGGCUCUGGAGUGCAGCGGCCAACAAAUAGCCGUCGACUUGUUCGUGGUUAACUCACAGUAUGUGGACAUCGCCACAAUUUCGGGCAUAAGCAGGUUCAGCGGUGGAUGCAUCAAUCACUUCCCGUUGUUCAAGGCGACGAGGACGUUACAGUGCGACAGUUUCGAGAAGUGCUUCCGGCGAUACUUGACAAGGAAGAUCGGUUUCGAGGCGGUAAUGAGGAUCAGAUGCACCAGAGGCUUGGCCAUACACACCUUCCAUGGAAACUUCUUUGUCCGUUCCACCGAUUUGCUGUCCCUGCCUAAUAUCAAUCCGGAUGCUGGUUUCGGUAUGCAAGUCUCGAUUGAGGAGAGUCUCUCGGAUGUGCAGACGGUGUGUUUCCAAGCAGCACUUCUGUACACGUCCAGCAAAGGCGAGAGACGUAUCCGGGUGCACACGUUGUGCCUGCCAGUUGCUUCCACGCUACAGGACAUCAUCCAUUCGGCAGAUCAACAGUGCAUAGUGGGACUGUUGAGUAAAAUGGCCGUGGACAGGUCUAUGCAGAGCAACCUUUCAGAUGCCAGAGAAGCCUUCAUCAACGUGGCCAUCGAUAUAUUGUCCGCGUACAAGUUCGCAUUGAACAUGGGCAGCGGACAAUCAGGCCUGUUCGCCCCUGCCGGUUUGCGACUCCUUCCGCUAUACAUUUCCGCCCUUCUCAAACAUCUGGCGUUCAGAACCGGCACCACAACACGUGUAGACGACAGAGUCAAGGCUAUGAUGGACAUGAAGAGUAAACCGCUGCACGUUUUGAUGCAGCAGAUUUACCCCGACUUGUACCCCAUUCAUAACCUGGAAGCGCAAGAAGUGAUCGUCAACUCAGAGGACGAGACGGUGUCGAUGCCCCCACGGUUGCAGUUAUCCGCCCGUUGUCUGGAUAGCUCCGGGGCGUUCCUCAUGGACGCCGGGGAGCUUAUGAUAAUACUGGUUUGUCCCAACGUUUCGAAGGUGUUCUUGAACGAAGUGCUCGGCGUUCCCGACUACAACUCCAUAUCGGAUCAGAUGUACGAGCUGCCCACAUUGAACAACGUCAACAAUCAAAGACUGGUGAAUUUCGUCAACUAUUUAAAUGACGACAAGCCCUACGCGGCAACGAUUCAAAUAAUCAGAGACAAUAGUCCGAACAGGAUGGUGUUCUUCGAACGCCUCAUCGAGGAUAGGGUGGAAACGGCGCUCUCCUACCACGAGUUCUUGCAACAUCUCAGAACUCAAGUGAAGUAGUUUUGCGUUGGUUAGUUUCAUUUUUUGGAUAUAAAUUAAUGCAAAAUUAUUGCUCAACCGAUUCUGAUUGAUUCUGAAAGUAGUAGUGCGUAUAAAUUCGGUUAUUACGUUGCUUAAAGAGGAACUGGUUUUUCUUUGUUAAGAAAUGAUAAGUAGCAAUAAUAAAAGUGGUAUAAAUACUAGAUUUAUUGAGUUAUGUAUGUUGUACGCAUUUCUGUGUAAGUUUCCUUUUUUUGUUGCGUUGCAUUUCCAUUGAAAUCUUAAAAUGGAUUGUUCUUACUGGGUUACAAUAGAAAUCCAGUAGUCUUCUUUCGUCAUUUUACUUGUAUAUUAUGUUUAUCAGAUUUAGUGAUAAGGUGUAUUAAAAAGACUAUUAAAUAUAUUUAUUUUAAUUGUUAUUAAUCUUAUUUAUAUAGUCACACUACUUUUUUUCUUAAAUGCCUAGUCAUAAUCGAGUUAUAUAACACUUAACGGCAUUUAAAAUAUUUUAUUAUAGUAUGUAUGUAUAGUAUUUUACAAUUUGAUAUUUUUUAUUUGUGAUAUAUUGGUAGCAAUAUUUUUGCAUUAUUUUGCUUCAAUUCAUAUUAUUUCGCCAAUCAAUUUAAUAUUCUUUUCCAUAUUCGGUAACAUUAUUUCAGUCAAGUCUUUGGUAUUGAUGGUUCAAUCUAUUUACAAACAUAUGUAUUAUGAAAUUAAACAACAUGUAUAUAUUACCUAAAAAAAUUAUUUAUUAUAAUUAUCAAUGUUUAAGUCAACAGCAUGAUUCUUUUUUUAUUCUGUACAUAUUUCAGAACAUUAAAUUGUUACACAUCUGAGUUUUA
Aethina tumida (small hive beetle) is the source of this 4221-nucleotide messenger RNA. It is a transcript of the gene Sec24AB, whose product is annotated as protein transport protein Sec24A. Gene Ontology annotation, molecular function: zinc ion binding; SNARE binding. Gene Ontology annotation, cellular component: endoplasmic reticulum exit site; COPII vesicle coat. The coding region runs from base 119 to 3400 and encodes 1093 amino acids. The record is from RefSeq and is a predicted model, not a curated record. Gene Ontology annotation, biological process: endoplasmic reticulum to Golgi vesicle-mediated transport; COPII-coated vesicle cargo loading; intracellular protein transport. Lineage: Eukaryota; Metazoa; Arthropoda; Insecta; Coleoptera; Nitidulidae. The transcript is spliced from 2 exons.